CUCAAAACCAUUGUUAGAGUCACCGAAAAGAAACGGAAAGAUAAAGGAAAGAAGAUGACGAGCGUGGAAGAUAAGCUUGAAUCUGCUGAAACCCCUCCUCCUCAUGUGGUGAUAUUUCCAGCACCAAGGCAAGGGCAUGUCAACACCAUCCUCUCACUGGCGGAGCUUCUGGCACUUUCCGACUUCCAAGUCACCUUUCUCAUCACCCCCUACAUACUUAACCGCCUCCGCCGUUUCGCCGGCGACAUCGAAGCUCGUCAUCCCAAUCUCAGCUUCGAAACCUUUGGCCACGGCGUUCUCCAAAACCCCGCACUAUUCGGCCACAACAUGAAGGAAUUAGCUGAGCAAAUCAAGUCUCAGGGAAAGCUCAAGUUGAGGGAGUUAUGCGCGGAACAUUCAGGAAAACCCAGGGUCGGUUGCAUUAUAGUGGAUGCCUUACUCGGACAGGUCGGCUCCGACCUCGGAGACGAGCUUGGAGUACCCAUAAUUCAUUUCCGUACGGCCAGUGCCUGCAGUUUUUGGGCGUAUUUUAAUGUUCCUAAGCUCCUUCAGUGCAACGAACUUCCAAUUAAAGGGGAAGAAGACAUGGAUCGCGUAAUAACAAGAAUCCCAGGUAUGGAAAACUUGGUUCGAUGUCGGGAUCUGCCGGCUCUCUGUCGAGGAGAACGUAAGGGUACUCUUUCUUUGGACACUUUGGUAUAUCUGGCACUUCAUUCGCAGCAAGCAAAAGCUGUGCUUAUGAACACAUUUGAGGACCUAGAAGGCCCUGUCCUCUCCCAACUACGCCAUCACUUCCCCAAUCUCUACACCCUUGGCCCUCUCCACGUACUCCUCAACUCCAAGAAAGCCUCAAAAACGGCGGCGGCGGCGUCGGGCAGGGAGGAGGAAAAAGACAGAACAUGCAUGAGGUGGCUCGACGCUCAGCCUCCAAAGUCGGUGAUCUACGUGAGCUUUGGUAGCGUGGCUGUCUACACAAGGGCUCAACUCAUGGAGAUAUGGCACGGUUUGAUGAACAGCAAGAAGCCGUUCUUGUGGGUGAUCCGACCCGACUUGGUGGCUGAAACAGACGGAGAUCAGGGUCUGCCGGCAGAGCUACAGGAAGGGGCGAACGAGAGAGCGUGUAUAGUGGAGUGGGCCCCGCAACAGGAGGUGCUGGAACACGCGGCGGUCGGUGGGUUCAUGACACACAGCGGAUGGAACUCCACGUUGGAGAGCAUGGUGGCCGGAGUUCCGAUGAUAUGUUGGCCUCUCUUUGGUGAUCAGCCGACAAAUAGCAGAUAUGUGAGUGAGGUGUGGAAGAUAGGGUUGGAUAUGAAGGACACGUGUGAUAGGAAGAUUGUGGAGGAGAUGGUGAAUGAUCUCAUGGUGGAAAGAAGGCAAGAGUUUGAGAAGUCAGCACAAGCUUUGGCGGCUUUGGCCAAGAAGAGUGCCGGUGAAGGAGGCUCAUCUUACUCUAAUUUCCAUCGUUUUAUUGAGUAUUUGAAGUCCAUUUGUUAGGCGAAAAUAAAUUGAAAAAAUGAUAUAAAAAUGCUUAUUAAAUUUUUAAAAAAUAAAUAAGUCAUGGUGAGUACUCUUGUAAUAAUUUUGACUACUCUUAUAAUAUCUCGGCAUGUCAAAAUCACCUAUUUU
Molecule: messenger RNA, 1629 nt
Organism: Neltuma alba
Lineage: Eukaryota; Viridiplantae; Streptophyta; Magnoliopsida; Fabales; Fabaceae
Product: 7-deoxyloganetic acid glucosyltransferase-like
Exons: 2
Coding region: 55-1497 (480 amino acids)
Molecular function (GO): quercetin 7-O-glucosyltransferase activity; quercetin 3-O-glucosyltransferase activity
Source: RefSeq, a predicted model, not a curated record